Encephalitozoon hellem ATCC 50504 is the source of this 1113-nucleotide messenger RNA. Its product is annotated as chromatin remodeling bromodomain-containing transcription factor. NCBI's taxonomy places the organism in Eukaryota, Fungi, Microsporidia, Unikaryonidae. Gene Ontology annotation, cellular component: chromatin; nucleus. The transcript has a single exon. Bases 1 to 1113 code for a protein of 370 amino acids. Gene Ontology annotation, biological process: regulation of DNA-templated transcription; chromatin remodeling. The record is from RefSeq and is a predicted model, not a curated record.
AUGGAGGAGGACGAGACGAACUCUGGGAGUAUUUUGGCUGAGCACCAGCUUAAGUACUGUUCUCAGGUGUUGACCAGGAUCAAGCGAAAUUCGAAUGCGCCUCCAUUUCUAGAGCCUGUGGAUCCUGUGAAGUUGGGGAUUCCUGAUUAUCCGGAAAAGAUAAAGCACCCCAUGGACCUGUCUACCAUUAGAAAGAAGCUAGAUGCGAAGGAAUAUUCUGGGCCUGAGGGCUUUGACAGUGACAUGAAGCUGAUGUUCAACAACUGCUAUACAUACAACCCACCUGGAACAGUUGUUCACGACAUGGGGAAGGCCCUUGAGAGUGUGUACAAUGAUAUGAUGGAAGGGAUGCCCCAGGAGGUCUCUAAGAAGCGGAAGAAAACCGAAGUGCCUGCAGUAGUGAGACCCAAGCAGGUGAAGAGGAGCAUAAAGCCCAUUGAGGUGAUGAAGACAGAGGACUAUGAAUUUUGUUCUGAGGUUCUUAACGAUUUGGUGAGGCCGAAGCAUAAGGCCUACAAUUGGCCAUUUUUGGAACCUGUAGAUGGAGAUCUUGUUCCUGGAUACUACUCUGUUAUUAAGGAGCCUAUGGACAUGCAAACGAUGCGAAACAAGCUAGAGCAGAGGAAAUACCAUAGCGUCGAGGAGUUUGGAAGAGAUCUCGAGCUUAUUGUAGAGAACUGCAAGAAGUUCAAUGCACCGGGGACGGAGGUCUAUGCAUGUGGACAGGAGUUUGAGAGGGCUAUAAAAGCGCAUAUGGAAAAGACCUUGCCAGCUGAUAUCAAAAGCAGGAUAUCUGAGCUGAAGAGAAAGGUUGUGUCUUACACUCGGGAGAUUAGGAUGCUAGAAUCAAAGCUAAUGGAGCAGACUGGAGAGGCGCCUUCAUCUCGAGCCUACUCGCUGAGUGAAAGGGUUAGCAUAGGAAACGCCAUACUGAAUAUGACUAAGGAACAAACAGAAAACGUUGCAAAGAUUGUUCUGAAGAAUGGAGCUGGAGAGUUUGUAGAAAAUGACGAGAUUGAAGUGGAUAUGAGGACGAUCCCGGACCACGUUGUAGAGGAAAUAGAUAUGUACAUCAAGAGUAUCAAUGUUGGAGAGGAUGUGCGGGACGAGUAA